AUGUCAAUACUACCAUUUGUUCCAGCAGUCUUGGGAGGAGUUGACAUCAUUCUCAGUGGAUUCAUUGGAAUUUACUUGUUAAUCUCCUCAAUCCUAAUCUGGGGCUUAGUCAUAACAACCAUGUGACUAGGAUUUGUGAGAUCUAAGAAAUAUCAAUGGCAUCUAAUCAUUGCCAAGGGUAUCUUGUUCAUAAUCCUCCUGAUUAUUAGCUAUAUCAAAAUGCUAACUCUAGGUGACUCAGACAGCUCUCUCUGGAAAUGGUUCAGUGCUGCUAUUGCAAUUUGUGCGGUGAUAUCACUGCUUAUGAGUGAAAUAAUGUAUUUAAAACAAAUAUUUUCAAAAAUGAGUCCGAACAAAGCUAAUAGCUUCGAUAUUUCACCUCGAAAGAACUUAUGGGUACAUCCUAAAGAGAAAGCAUCAACAAUUGAGAUAAAGCAUACUGAGAAGAAGCUUGACACUGAAAAGGAAAACCUGAUUUAAGAAAUUAGAGAGUUUCAAGCAAAUCAAAAUACUCUAUAUUUUAAGAAAUGAUUCGGAGAUACUUCCUCUGCCAGGAGAACCAAUCAAGAGAUUUUCCUCUCAUAACUCUAUUGAUUAUGCUGCAGAUAUAGAGGCCCUGGUUAAGCAAAACAAUGAGAGUGUUGACUUUAAUAUGAAGGAAGCUGGCACAGACAGGCAUAACAGCAAUAUUUUUGACUGACUCAAAGUUAGAAGAGACCGCAUACUGAGAGAAUCAAUGGAGUCACCUAAAUUCAACUCUAUUGGCUCACGGAAAUCAUCGAUUAACCCUAAUGGAUCAAAGGACGAACCUUUAGACUUUGCAACAAGCCAGUACAACAUGCAUCGGUCAGACCUAUUUCGAAAAAGAGUGCCAAUGUUUAGUUUUGACGGCGAUAAUACAAGUUCAGUCAGGUCAAAAGAGUCAAGUAAAAAUACUAUGAGCAAGAAGUCUUCGGAGAAUAGUCUGAUCAGUAAUAAGACUAUUGAUUUACCUAAUACCCCAAAUUUUAACCCUACUUGGAGGAAAUCCACUGUCUCAAGGUCACGAAGGCGAAACGCUCAUUUUUAUCAGAAAGCUUACUUUAAGAAACUCUCAAAUAUCUUAGAGGAAGCUGGCGAAGAAGCUAAAGAAGAGGAUCCACUGGUUAAUAGAAUUAACAGAGGAUCUACGCUCAGGGCGAUAAAAGAGAUUGGAGAGAACCAUAGUGCUCUUGGCCGAAACAAUGCUGAAGCUGCUUCUUCAUGAAGUUUGUCAGAUUUGACUUCGAAUUCAAAUACGAAUCAAGAUCAAGGCUCAGUUACUGAUAUUAGUCAGAAACUGAGUAUAUCAUCGAAUAAGCAUUCACAUCAAAAGGAAUCCUCAUUCACUCCUUCUGAUCAGAGCAAGAUCUCUUCGACUAAGAAGAAAUCAGCUAACAUGAGGAAAAACAGUAUUGGACAAUCAAAUCAGGAAGGCUCAGAUAUGACAGCUCCUCAUUUUGCAAAGCAAGAUGAUGCCCAGAGCCAGGCUAGGCCGUUGGAGAAAACUUCCAAAUCUGUACCGGUAAUACAGGACAAAAGGAAGAGGUCCUCUAAUACAGUUAAAUACGACUCAGUUCUCAAUAUUCAGGCGAAUAUUAGUGAAAGAAGCGGGUCAGGGGUGUAUAACCCAUUCAAAGAGAAUUAUAGGCAAAGUAAAACUAGCGAAGACUUCUAGCAUCAAUGCUCCAUUUUAAUAAUAGUUUCCAUAUCA
Messenger RNA from Moneuplotes crassus, 1732 nucleotides. The record is from the annotation of a GenBank genome assembly. NCBI's taxonomy places the organism in Eukaryota, Ciliophora, Spirotrichea, Euplotida, Euplotidae.